AUGGUGGAUGUGCUGAGGGGGAGCAAGGAUGCCACGAUCACAUCAAAAGUUCAUUCCAAGAGGAGUGGUGAGGAUGAUGAAGAGGAUGAUGAUGAUGUCAGCAGGCCUAGUGGUCUGAGCAGCUCAGGAGCAGUUAGCUACAGUCUACGGAAGGACAUGUUUGAUGCUUUCAGUCUUUGGUUUGAUAUGGAGAAGAAUGUGACUGCGGUCUACAAGUUUUUCCUCUUAGGAUUUCAGAUUAAUGGAGAUGUAAGAAUUCUCCUGUUCUGUCUUUUCCUGGUGGUUUACUGUGGGACCAUAUGUGGGAACCUCCUGAUCAUCUCCCUGGUGUCCUCCAGCAGGAACCUCCGCACCCCCAUGUACUUCUUCAUCUCACAUCUGUCCAUCAGUGACAUCUUAAUAUCUACAGACAUUGUCCCUAAUAUGCUUCAUAUAGUCCUGAAUAAUGGGGGGGCCAUUACUUUUAUCGGCUGUAUUACUCAGAUUUAUAUUUUUAGUUCUUCAGAAAAUGUUGAGUGUUUUGUCCUCGCUGUGAUGUCCUAUGACAGAUAUGUGGCCAUCUGUAACCCCCUCCACUACUCCUCUAUCAUGACUAGUGGACAUUGUGUCAUAUCCUCCAUCAUCUGCUGGUUUGUCGGGUUUUUGAUUACAUUAUUUUUUGUCAUUACAUUUGUAAAGCUAAACUUUUGUGGACCAAAUAUCAUUGACCAUUUCUUCUGUGACAUCAUGCCUUUACUAGACCUCUCCUGUUCUGACACUUUCAUUGUUCAUUUAGUCAAAUAUAUCAUAGGAACUCCAGUUCUCUUCAUUCCAACCACCAUCAUUGUUGUGUCUUAUACUUAUAUUGUCUCGUCUGUCUUAAGGAUCUCAUCCAGUAUCGGUAGACAGAAAGCCUUCUCCACCUGUAGCUCCCACCUCAUUGUAGUCUCCAUAUUCUACGGGACUCUGAUCGGAGUUUAUCUUGUCCCAACAAAAGGCCGAACACUCUCCAUGAGUAAGAUCCUCUCCCUGCUAUACACAGUGUUCACUCCUUUGGUCAACCCCUUAAUAUACAGUCUGAGGAAUAAAGACAUCAGGAAAGCUGUACAGGAAACCCUUCAGAAGCCGGUUAUUUGGUGGAUCAAAGAUUAA
Molecule: messenger RNA, 1131 nt
Organism: Hyla sarda
Lineage: Eukaryota; Metazoa; Chordata; Amphibia; Anura; Hylidae
Product: olfactory receptor 1468-like
Exons: 3
Coding region: 1-1131 (376 amino acids)
Biological process (GO): G protein-coupled receptor signaling pathway
Cellular component (GO): membrane
Molecular function (GO): olfactory receptor activity; G protein-coupled receptor activity
Source: RefSeq, a predicted model, not a curated record